GUAUUACCCAUCAGCAUGAAGGUUGUCGACAAAAUCCAAAAAGCUAAUGAUGAAGGACGCUGCUUCUGGUCCUUUGAGUACUUUCCUCCAAAGACCGAGUCUGGCGUUGUGAACCUGUUCGAUCGUAUGGAACGCAUGUAUCUACUAGGCCCAGAGUUUAUUGAUGUUACCUGGGGUGCUGGUGGUACUACUUCUGAUUUGACUCUUGAGAUCUGCACUACUGCACAGGCUGUUUUUGGUCUCGAGACAUGCAUGCAUCUUACUUGCACCAACAUGCCUCGGAUCAAAAUUGAUGAGGCUCUUGAGCAAGCCAAGAACGCUGGCAUUAUGAAUAUUCUUGCACUUCGCGGCGAUGCUCCUCGUGGCCAGACAAAUUGGACCAAAGUCGAGACUGGUUUUUCGUAUGCCACUGAUUUGGUACGCUACAUUCGUGAAAAGUAUGGCGACUACUUUUGCAUUGGUGUUGCAGGCUAUCCUGAGGGCCAUACUGAAACCCCUGACAAGGAAGCUGAUUUGCUGUACUUGAAAGAAAAAGUGCUUGCUGGUGCAGACUAUAUUGUUACACAGCUUUUUUACGAUGUUGAUAUCUAUAUUGAUUGGUCCAAGAAAGUCCGAGCAAUGGAUAUUACCAUUCCCAUUCUUCCUGGUUUGCUUCCCAUUCAAAACUACAGUGGAUUCAAGCGCAUGACUGCUCUCUCUAAAACCUUUGUUCCUCAGUUUAUCCUAGACGAUCUUGAACCUAUCAAGGACGAUGACCAAGCUGUUAAAGACUAUGGUAUUCGCUUGGCUGUUCAGAUGUGUAACAAAAUGAGAGAAGCUGGCCAGCGCGGAUUCCAUUUCUACUGUUUGAAUCUGGAGCGCUCCACUCGCCUCAUUCUUGAAGGCCUUGAUUUUGUUGCUCCCCGUGAGAAUGUCAAGCCCUUGCCGUGGAAUCCAUCUUUGGGUAAAAAUAGAGAAAAGGAGACUGUUCGUCCCAUCUUUUGGCGUAACCGUACCAAGAGUUACAUUAUGCGUACUGAUGGAUGGGACGAGUUUCCUAAUGGUCGCUGGGGAGAUUCUCGUUCUCCUGCCUACGGUGACAUUGAUGGCUAUGGAAUCAGACUCAAGUAUUCUGCUGAAGACUGCUUAACUUUUUGGAACCACCCUGAAACUCUUGGUGAUAUCUAUGGUCUUUUUGAAAAAUACUGCAUGGGUGAUCUUAGCUGCCUUCCAUGGAGUGAUACCCCACUUUUCCCCGAAUCCGAAAUUUUGCGUGCCCGUCUUGCCAACAUCAAUCGUAGUGGGUUUUUGACAAUCAACAGUCAGCCGGCUGUUGAUGGUGCUCUUUCUUCCGACUCUGUUUACGGCUGGGGACCCAAGAAUGGAUAUGUGUAUCAAAAGGCAUACUUGGAAUUUUUCAUUUCACCCAAAAAGCUUGAUCUCUUGCUUGAAAAGCUUUGCCAGCAUCCAUUCUUGACUUACCACGCUGUUAACAAAAACGGUGAUCUCAAGACCAACACCAAAAACGAUUCACCCAAUGCCGUUACAUGGGGUGUUUUCCCUGGACAAGAGAUUGUUCAGCCUACUGUUGUCGAAGGUGUUAGCUUUAUUGCAUGGAAGGACGAAGCCUUUGAGCUUUGGAAACAGUGGAGCCAGCUCUAUUCUGCAGAAUCCCCCAGCUAUAAGAUUAUCAACCACGUCACCUCCAACUGGUUUUUGAUCAACAUUGUCGACAACAAUUACAAAAACCGGUUUGCCAUUUACGAUAUCCUUGACCAAGUUGCUGCCGAUGCUAAAGACAUUAUAGAUCAUUAAGCUGUACUUUGGGUUUUAAACCAUGCGUUGGAUCAUGAGUGCUUGUUUAUGGAGUCGAGCGACAAAACGAAACUACUGUCGGGCUUUUUGUUGUAUUGCUGUAUUCGCGUAAAAUAGGACACUUGUGUUCAUCUUGCAGUGACUAUUUUACUUGAAAUAAACAAUGGUUAAAUAUUCAUU
This is a messenger RNA of Batrachochytrium dendrobatidis JAM81, 1974 nucleotides long. RefSeq lists its product as uncharacterized. The record is from RefSeq and is a predicted model, not a curated record. Gene Ontology annotation, molecular function: methylenetetrahydrofolate reductase [NAD(P)H] activity; FAD binding. Bases 16 to 1794 code for a protein of 592 amino acids. The transcript is spliced from 13 exons. Gene Ontology annotation, biological process: tetrahydrofolate interconversion. Gene Ontology annotation, cellular component: cytosol. NCBI's taxonomy places the organism in Eukaryota, Fungi, Chytridiomycota, Chytridiomycetes, Rhizophydiales.